GCAGCAUGUGGACGCUCGGGCGCCGCGCCGCCGCCUGCCUCCUGGCCCGCUCGGCGCCCGGGGGCUCAGCCCGGGCCCGCGCGGGGGCCCCGGCGCCGAAGAGGGACGCCCCGCUCUACGGCCGCCGGGGUCUGAGAGUCCGGACGGCCGCAGCCCACGUACCCAGCCACGCUAGUUUGUGUGGCCACCGCCUCGGUCAGACUGUGAAGGUCAAAAACCAGAGUGUCUGUCUGAUGAACAUGAGGACAGCGGGAACUUUGGGCGACCCUGGCUCUCUGGAUGAGACCACCUACGAAAGACUGGCAGAGAGGACACUGGACUCCUUGGCAGAGUUUUUUGAAGACCUCGCAGACAAACCUUACACACUGAAAGACUAUGAUGUCUCAUUUGGGAGUGGUGUUUUAACAGUUAAACUGGGUGGAGAUCUAGGAACCUACGUGAUCAACAAGCAGACCCCAAACAAGCAGAUCUGGCUGUCUUCACCAUCCAGUGGGCCGAAGCGCUACGACUGGACCGGGGAGAGCUGGGUGUACGCCCACGAUGGCGUGUCCCUCCACCAACUGCUGACCACCGAGCUGACGGAAGCCUUGAAAACCAAAUUGGACUUAUCUUCUCUGGCCUAUUCCGGGAAAGGCACCUGACGCCCAGCCCAAUUCCAAAGACGUUAAAAGCUGUGAUGCCAAGACCCCUCCUUCGUCCUGCAGCCGAGUGUCUGGUUUUUUUCCAUUGCCGCCUUUGAGGACACUUGCAUUGCUGGGAAUGGCGCCCUAGAAAGAAUGCGUGGCCUCCCACCCUCCCCCAGGUUCGGAUGUUUAAUUUCCACAGUUUGUUUUUGGAUUUAUUGUCCGGUUUCCUCCCUCACAGGAUAUCACUUCUCUUUUAUAAUCGUCCAUAUGCUCCUACAUUUGUAUGUAGCCUUACAACCAGGAAAAAUCAGAAGGGAAACUUCCAGGAGAAAAGUGACUUGAUUUCACUAUUCAUUCUUUGAAGGACUCAACUGCAAAAAGCCACGUGAAAAGCAGCUGGCCGGCCUCAUCUUUCUGUCCCCAAAUGAGCCUCAUUAAAGAGUUGCCUAUAAA
Molecule: messenger RNA, 1079 nt
Organism: Panthera uncia (snow leopard)
Lineage: Eukaryota; Metazoa; Chordata; Mammalia; Carnivora; Felidae
Gene: FXN
Product: frataxin
Exons: 5
Coding region: 6-641 (211 amino acids)
Biological process (GO): iron incorporation into metallo-sulfur cluster; intracellular iron ion homeostasis
Cellular component (GO): mitochondrion
Molecular function (GO): iron chaperone activity; 2 iron, 2 sulfur cluster binding; ferroxidase activity
Source: RefSeq, a predicted model, not a curated record